GAUUCGACGAAACAUUUUAGUUAAAGUUCUAUAGUUAUUGCUCCAGUUGUUGUUGUUUAUGUUGUUGUUGUUUACAGUGAGUGGUGAUCUCCCUUGUAUGAAAACAUAAACAACGUGCGACUUGAUAAGAAAGAAAAUAAUGGACGACGACUUUGAGUGGCAGCCUCCGUCUGAAGCUGAGAUGAAGAUCAUUCAGGCGCGACGGGAACGCUCAGACAAGAUCAGCAAACUAAUGGGGGACUACAUGCUCAAAGGCUACAAGAUGCUGGGAAUUUGCUGCCCAGAGUGCUCGACUAUACUACUGCAAGACAAGCACGGUGUGAACUACUGCGUGGCCUGUAUGGAACUGGAUACAGACACUGACAAAGAUGACCCUGUGCUGAGUCAGGCUGCAGCUCGAUCUCAGAUCCGAGAAGGCACUGCCCUAGACGAGGUUGACACUGAAGGGUUGUCUUUCCUUACCAGACUGUCUGAUACCAGUCUAGGGGCAUCUGCUGCAUUACCAGAAAGAACCAGUCAUGAUGCCACGACAACCCUGACAUCAGCAAGCAAUGCCAGCAAAUCAAAUCAAUAUAAUUUGAAUUUAAAUUUCACUGACUCUUUGGAUGCACUUAGUGCUAAAAUACUAUGGGCAACAAAUGAAUUACAGAAGUCAAACAGUGUUGAGUAUAGUAUACAGUUAUGCCAAUUGAUCAAAAGUUCUGCAGAUGCCAUUCAAAGUAUUAAAACAAUCAUUUAAAAAUGAAAAAAGAUUUAACCAUAAGAGCUUUCAGGAGAUACCAUAACAAUUGUCGACUUACAUUUCCAUCUUGUUAAUAACAUAUAUGAACAAAUAACAAAUGGAUAUGUGCAUAUACUACAUGCAUAUACCAGUGACUGGCAUUUUUGCAUUAUUCACAUUUCUUAGUCACAAUUUUAAUGUCAUUUGAUGUCUUUUGAUGUUUUUCAGACAGCUCUGGUAAUUGAAUCAGUUUGGUGAUACAUACUAGAGAACUUUUAUGUCUCUUUUUGUGUAUACAGAUGUUACAUUGCCCACAGUACAUAUGACUUGUUUUAUGUAGGCAAAAUGGGAAAAGAGUGCCUGUGAGUUAUUCAUCCUGCAUUAAUAAUUGGUCGAGCCCAACGUUUAAAAAAAAAAGCUAUUGGGAGUUUGUGAAAAUUUCAUAGUUUUAUGCAAUUUCUUACUGUUCCCUGACAAUGUAUUUCUACAAAAAAUGUUAGUGUUUUAUAUUUUUUAACUUUUUCUAUUAACAUGUAUUGAAUAACAAAAAUUGGUAAUGUUGAUUUCAUGGUUUUUUUAUCCAUUAAAGUCACUGUAUUGCUUGUUAGAAUAUGUCUUAUUGAAUGAUGGGCAGAGUAGCUGUAACAGAAUUAAAGUUCAGAGUCAAAAUCCAAAGAAGUGACUAGUUUGCUGAUAAUUUGUGUCAAUUAAACCACAGUAUGGAAUACAUGUAUACCAGUAUAUCGCAUUAGAUCAAUGUUAACUAAUUUGAACUGAUUUAUUUUUGCAGUAUGCCUGUUAGUAGCCACCGAAACUAUAAAAGUUUGAAUAAUUGGAAGAGGAUAACCAGAAAAACAAAUUUGAUUUUUUUUCUGAAAAUUGCCAUCAAAAUCUUUUAAACAUUAUUUAGUAAUUAAUUUUAUUGUUUGCUAAACUACAUCUUUUAAUGAAUGUGCUUGUUUACUUUUCAACAAAUAUUGGUUAAAUAUUGGGAUAUUUUUCUUUGCUGGCAAUAAGAUGAAACGUGCAACUUGAAGUAAAGUUUUUUAGUAAAUCCCAUUACUAAAUCUUGAUGGAACUUAAGUCAGAAUGUUUAUUUUUACACUGUUUAGGAAGAUUUCAAAUCUGGGUGCCUAGGUUACUUGUUCUAAUACCUUGUUUCCAUUUUAGAGGCAACAUUUAGGACUCAGUCUUGAUGAAACUUGGUUAGAAUAUUUAUCUUUACAAUACCAAGGUCAUGUUUGAAGUACAUUUAACAAGAGAUUGCCAAGCAAUAUGGUCCCCUACCGGUGAAACUCCACCAAUGUCAGUAUUUUUUCUUAAUUUGUUGCCAUAGCAACCAGAGUUCUUGACGUAGGAACAAUAUGAAAUGACGUGCAUAGUCUCCAUAUUGCUAUCUAUCCAUGUUUCAAGUUUCAUGAAAAAUUAUGAAGAACUUUUAAAGUUAUCGCAGGAUCCAGAAAAGUGUGACGGACCGACAGACAGACUGACAGACAGACAGAGCGCAAACUAUAAGUCCCCUCCGGUUUCACCGGUAGGGGACAAAAAUAACAACAUACACCACAGGCAACCAAAGCAAAAAAAACACAGUAUUUACUAGAAUAUAAUGCAUAAUAUGUGUUUGACAUUAUUACUGCUGUAUUAUAUCGCUUUUGUUCUUGCUCAUGCACAUAUUUACAUUGUAUGUUUUAUAUUGAAUGAAAAAAAAUAUGUUUGAA
This is a messenger RNA of Dreissena polymorpha, 2439 nucleotides long. RefSeq names its product protein ZNRD2-like. Bases 140 to 739 code for a protein of 199 amino acids. The record is from RefSeq and is a predicted model, not a curated record. NCBI's taxonomy places the organism in Eukaryota, Metazoa, Mollusca, Bivalvia, Myida, Dreissenidae. The transcript is spliced from 4 exons.